This is a messenger RNA of Varroa destructor (honeybee mite), 2311 nucleotides long. RefSeq lists its product as uncharacterized. The record is from RefSeq and is a predicted model, not a curated record. Lineage: Eukaryota; Metazoa; Arthropoda; Arachnida; Mesostigmata; Varroidae.
UUUCUUGAUUGACCUUGAUACAAGUAUUUUCUAAUAUUAGUAAUUGACUCUUGAAAUAUUAUGUUCAAAUUUCACAAUUAACAACAUUAGUAUAAAUCAUGAGAUUUCCUGCAUGUAAUAUGAGGUUCCUUCUAGUGCACUGAGCUGCGUAUGUCCAAAUUGUCUAAGAGUAUAAUCGUUAUUUUACUUUUUUCACGUACUCGUUUAGUGAAGUUUACAAUAGCUGCUUUUUAUGAAGGAAAAAAAACCAAAAUUAAGCAUAAAUUAAAGGGGCUCACCUAUGAACGACCACCGUUAACGGUGAAAUUUAUCAAAAAGAGAUACUUAGUCAUCGUGUUGUCAUUGUUCCUUUAAAACAACUACAAAAAGUUUAACGGCAUCGAAUGGCGGACCGGGCAAAGGCUACUCGGGGUAGAAAACGGACCUUCGGGAAAAACCACCCGCCCCCCAGCGCCGCGGAUCUGUUUGACUCGCUGAUUCAGGGCCAGGACAAGACGGCUAACGAGGAACCCAAAACUAAAAAGAUAAAACGUAUUUUGCAGAGUAAGUCCUUGCCAAUUAAAGAAAGCGAGCUAGGCGUUUCUUCGGGGCCGAAGGGCGGGGACGUGGACUCAGCUUUGGGGCAGAAUCAACAAGAAAAUUCCCCUGGCGAUGAUUCCAACAAAAGCCCUUUUCCAAGAUCUGAUGAUUCGGAUGGAUCCGAAGACGAUGGGCCCUGCGUAUUAAUGUCGUUCGGAAAUACGCUAGACAAGGACAACACAGACAGUCCAGAGCAGAGCCCACGCAAACUUCAACGGGGCAGGCGGCCCAAAGCGGACUUUCUUAUUGAAUCUACCGGGCAGGUUCCGGAUACACCUAAAAAAGAGGGUAUCAGCAAGCCUGUAAACCUGCACAGUGAGGAGGAUAAUGAAAGUGAUGCCAAGGAACGGGAAGAUGAAAACAUUGUCACGAGUAACGUUAUUCUGCCUUCCACUGAUGGUGUUGAGAACGACGACGCAACUGCAGCCAAGGCUAGCACAAAUGCGCGCCGUAACAGUGACGCUGGAGGUGUGGGGUCCCUUGGGGUAUCCAAGGAUGUCGAAGAUUCAAUUCGGAAAGAGAUAGAGAAUAUGCUUGCUAACAACCGCUUCCGAGGCGGUGCCCGUCGAGGUGAAGGUGGCGAUCGUGACACUGGAGACGUUAACGGCGAUAUGUCCGUAUCCCUUGAGGAAGACGUAAUCCUCGUUGAGGCUGGACGAAAAAAGCACUGUCGUUUUUUGAUACGUCGACAGGAGGACCAGACCCCACCUUCGUCAAGAAAUUAUCGGUGUUUCAAGUGCUCAUACAAUACGACUCGCAUGAACAAUAUGAUCCGCCAUUAUCGGCAAUGCUAGCCUGAUGACGAUGCGUGGCCCGGAAACAUAUGAUGGAUCUUUGGCUCAGUGAAGCUAGAGUGUUAUGAAUUUUAUUUUAUCACAUGUCACCAAGUGUUUGCAUAGAAGAGGCGUCUAUUGUGGGACUGGGGACGUGGCGUAUCGGGGUAAUGUUCUCGUUCAGUAGGUAACCUUCACAAAAGUUUAGGGGUAAAAGUAUGCGCGUUGUCCACGACAAUCAAUAUCUAUUCCAUAAACAUUAUGUACAGUAAUAGUACCAUAGUUGUUAAGUUACUUCUUUGGAAGCGAAAAGAAAAACAAGGUAAAAUAGGAUGACAUAAUUAGGUAAUAAUAACAUAAGGGUAAUGAAAAACAGUGGUAAUUUAACAUAUAAUUGGGCCGAACGAACAUAGUGACUGAAGUUUUGGAGGUUUCUGUUUUGUAUCAGAUUUGUUUUUCUUGCUUAUAGUGGUACCGCCUGGGAUUAUACAAUUUCUAUUAUUCUAACAACUGGUAACUUGAUCUUGCGUAUUGGCUGUCUCUUGAUAGAGAACAGUUGCUACUUAAUGCAUAAAUUCUGCUUACUAGUAGAAAUAGCUAAUGGGGUAAAUAAUAGAUGAUUAAUGAUGUCGCAAUUACUUGGAUUUACACCACGAUUUGUGAAAUUGUAAAAAAAAUUCAUAAUCAGUUUCGAUUUUAGCUAAGAAAGAAAAUAUGUAAUUCAGUUCUUUUGUAUAACAAAGUUUAAACUUGGGCUGGGAUUCUAUGCCUUCGCCACACCUUCUCUACCUCUAUUGUGUAGAUCAUUGUAUAUAGCUUCAUCGACAAAUGUCUCAAUCAAAUCCUGAAAUUCAUCCGGCGACAUUUAGUUUAUUAUUGUGCGAAUGAGGUAAAAAUAGAACCUGUAAAAACGACAGCGGUGCAUUCACACAAACAAUUCACUAGUGCCACGGAAUUUC